CGGGACAUGAUCCACGCAUGAUCCACGCAUGAUCCACGCAUGGACAGGCCACUAAAGAUUUCCUGCAGGGACAUCUAAUGAGUGUCAGAGCUGCUCCACCAUGGUGUAUGGACAGGUGUUUCACCGGCACAGCUCUGGUGACUGCUUCAUCAAUGUUAAUGUCGGAGGUUUCAAACAGCAGAUGGAGCACACGGUGCUGCAACGCUUCCCACAGACGCGUCUUGGGCGUCUCCUGUGCUGCAGCUCCAAAGAAGCCAUCCUGGAGCUCUGCGACGACUUCAGUCCCUCUGAGAUGGAGUUCUACUUUGAUCGCAGUCCUCGUUUCUUCUGUUACAUUCUCAACUUUUACCUCACGGGUAAAAUCCACCUGGCAGACGGAUUAUGUGUGGUUUCAUUCGUCCAGGAGAUUGAGUACUGGGGCAUCAAGGAGCGUCAUCUGGACUUCUGCUGCAGCAACAAAUUCUAUGAGCUGAUGGAGGUCGCUGGGGACAAGCAGUGGGAUGAGAUGAGCGAUGAAGUGCAGCUCCACAGCUCGGCCUCUUCCACUGAGGAGCUGUCAGCCUCGGAGGAGAACAUAGAAAUGUUUGAAGGCUCCUGGUGCGCAGAUGUCCGCAGCAAUAUUUGGAUUCGACUUGAGAAUCCAGGUCACUCCACUUCAGCCAAAGCAAUCGCUGUGGCCUCCCUAAGCAUGGUUAUCAUCUCCAUUGUAGCCAUGUGCAUUAACAGCAUGCCAGACUUCCACCAGUUGGAUGUCAACGACAAAGUGGUUGAAAACCGAGUGCUGAAUUUCUUUGAGAACUUCUGUGUCCUGUUCUUCUCUGCAGAGUUCAUCCUCCGUUUGGCUGUUGCACCGUCAGCGAGAAGGUUCUUGUGCCGUCCUCUCAAUAUCAUUGACUUAAUAACAGUAAUGCCCUUUUAUGUCACUAUAGCCUGUGACAUAAUGAAUGAAGGCGAGAGCACAGAGCUGGAGAACGUUGGUAAAGUGGUGCAGAUCUUGAGGUUGAUGCGAGUGUUUCGCAUCCUGAAACUGGCUCGUCACUCGGCCGGCCUUCGCUCGCUUGGUGCCACGCUGCGACACAGCUCCAGCGAAGUCGGCCAGCUGGUGCUUUUCUUGUCCGUGGGCAUCUCCUUGUUCUCUACUCUUAUUUAUUUUGUGGAAAGAGAAUCUAAAGAGUCGGAGCUGGAGACCAUCCCUAUUUGCUGGUGGUGGGCCACCAUCAGCAUGACGACGGUGGGCUACGGGGACACCUUCCCCGUUACGCCUGCUGGGAAGGUGAUAGGAUCCCUAUGCAUCAUCUGUGGACUGCUGAUUGUAGCUCUGCCCAUAACAAACAUCUUCAACAAGUUCUCUAAGUUCUACGAGAAGAAAAAGCAGAUAGAUCUCAGACAGAACAAUAAAUGAAUCCUCUCAAGCAGGAAUUCCACCGAGACUUGUGAAUUAGUAAAAUGGCAUUUAAAGGAGAUAUAUUCUGCUCAUAUUCAGGCUCAUCAUUUUAAUUUGGGUUACUUGAAAAGGUUUUCAUGCUCUAAUGUUCAGAAAACACAUCACUCUGCUGCAGCUCCUCUUUUCAGUCUCUGUCUGAAACACAAGGGCCCCCCUCCCGAUACAGCCCAGUCCGCUCUGAUUGGCCAGAUGACCCUCUCUGUUGUGAUUGGUCAAUCACUUCCUGCAUAUGUGGGAGAUGUCGGCCUAUGCUCUCAUUUUAAAUAUGCCAGGAUCCAUUAUUUCCAGGCAGAAAGAUGAAAAGGUUGAAAAACUCCCUUCCUCUCAGUGUUAAAGAAAGAAGAGAAAAACCUUCCAUCCACCCAUGAUCCUGAAAUCCAAAAUUGAAUGGGUUCUUCCCUGACCCACAUUCUUCCAACACAUUUCAUGUAAAUCCUUUCAGAUUUUUUUUGUAAUCAUGCUGAUAAACAAACAAAUAGGGUGAAAACAUAACCUCCUAACCCUUAGAACACCAGAGGAAAGAAACCCUGAAAAGGCAUUAUAUGUUUCUUUUAAUAUCAGUUUGGUUCAGCGUAUUCUAUGAGUGGAGAGAAAGGCUUGAUUACAAAAUAAACUGCAUGAAAGAAAAUUAAAUAA
This is a messenger RNA of Paralichthys olivaceus (Japanese flounder), 2080 nucleotides long. It is a transcript of the gene kcns3a, whose product is annotated as potassium voltage-gated channel, delayed-rectifier, subfamily S, member 3a. Gene Ontology annotation, biological process: protein homooligomerization; potassium ion transmembrane transport. Lineage: Eukaryota; Metazoa; Chordata; Actinopteri; Pleuronectiformes; Paralichthyidae. Gene Ontology annotation, molecular function: protein binding; voltage-gated potassium channel activity. Gene Ontology annotation, cellular component: voltage-gated potassium channel complex; membrane. The record is from RefSeq and is a predicted model, not a curated record.